CCUCCCUCUCUGUGUACGUGUACCUAUCUAUCUAUACACACACACACACACACAUAUAUAUAUAUAUAUAUAUAUAUAUAUAUAAUCUGGGCGAUCGAGAAGUGCCGAUUCGGAAGGCACUGUAUUGUAAGCAUUCGGCCAAUAAUCGUUCAGGGAACAUUUUUUUUUGUCAAUUUCCUUUUCACGCAUAAAUACUUGGUUUUUGUAAUUUUAAAUAAUAAAUAAUCUACUUCUUCUUUUGCAUUUUUUUAUUUUAUUUUUAUUUUUAUUUUUUACUUUUAUAUAUAUAUAUACAUACAUACAUAUAUUACAAUGCCUCAGUACUGUGACAUAUCUACUCUUACACUAGAAGAAGAGCCAGUAUGCAUGCCAGCCUUUGAACUAUUCGACGAAACAAUUGCACCUCUUGAAGUACAAGCUGCCCCUGUACGAACACCAUCGGCUCCGAUAGCAGGCGUCUAUUCGAAUUCAGGAUUUGAUAUGAUUCAAGUUCUCUCAAGUCUUGCGAACAGACCUAACCCUGAAAUACAUUUGGGUCCGAUUGACUUGUCUUGUUCAUUUUUGGUAUCCGAUGCUCGUCAAUACGAUUGCCCGAUUAUUUACUGCUCGCCAGCAUUUGAGACCCUGACAGGCUACAGUUCAAACGAAAUCUUGGGGAAGAAUUGUCGAUUUCUACAGGCACCAGAUGGUCUUGUAACCGGAGGAUCACGAAGACGCCACACAGACAAUCAGGCUGUCUACCACCUAAAAGCCCAGUUGAUUCAAAAUAGAGAACAUCAAGCAAGCAUUAUUAAUUAUCGUAAAGGAGGCCAGGCUUUUGUAAACCUCAUUACAGUCAUUCCACUCCUUGAUAAUCAAGGUGAGGUUGCCUAUUAUGUCGGAUUGCAGGUGGAUUUGGUAGAGCAGCCAAAUUCUAUUAUGGAGAAAAUGAAGGAUGGCACAUAUAUGAUAAAUUAUCAGCAAAACCCCUUGCCGCUCCAAUUGCCAGACAAGGCCAUAUUGGACCAAAUGGAUGAUUAUUUUCGUGAGCUUCCUAGCCUGGGAAGCACUUAUAGUUUCCUGACUAAUCCCGAAGUCAUGGCACUCGUGAAAUCCAAGUCGGCUAGGUCCAGAUGCGAUUCAGAAAAUGAACAGAGUUAUCUGCUGGAAUGGAACAAGUUGAUAUUAGACCAAUCAGACGACUUUAUCCAUGUUGUGUCUCUCAAGGGCUUCUUCCUCUAUUGCUCCGGAGCGGCCAAGAAUCUGCUGGAAUACGAACCUGAAGAUCUGCUCGGGAAGUCUCUCAGCUCGAUCUGCCACCCAUCGGACAUUGUGCCGGUGAUGCGGGAAAUAAAAGAAGCGGCUGCAAGUGGAAACAGUGGAAAGGUGGUCGACCUUUUGUUUCGUGUACGACGCAAGUAUUCUGGAUACAUGUGGAUGGAAUGUCGUGGAAGGCUGCACAUGGACCAAAGCAAGAGCCGCAAAUGUCUUGUGCUUUCAGGCAGACAGAGGCCGGUUUACAAGCUCCACUGGCGAGAUAUUUGCUCGACUUCUUUGGAAGGAACAGAGUUUUGGGCAAAAACCAGUCUGGCCGGUCUGUAUCUACAUGUGGCAGCAAAGUGUCAAGAAACAAUUGGAUUUUCUGCAGAGUCACUAGAAGGAGCCUCGAUUUACCAAUAUAUUCCAAACCAUGAGAUCCCGGACAUGAGCCGUGCAUUUGACCUGGUCCGCCAAGGUCAGCGAGUCAAUCUCCAGCAUUCGAUUCUUAACGAAAAGGGUAACUACUCUACCGUAACUUCCACAUUCUAUCCCGGAGACGUGUCUUCUUUUCAAAGCGAGCCUGCAUUUGCGCUGGUCCAGACACGGCUUGGCAGAGAAGAAAUGUUCAGGACAGAUAACAAUCUCCAAGAGAAUGUAUUUUCCGAGAUUGAGCCCACGCGUGGAACCAGUUGGCAAUAUGAGCUCCAUCAACUUCAGUUGGCCAACAAGAGACUUCAUGAGCAAAUAGAAUCUCUCUCUGGGCCCAAACGCAAGAAGCAAAGAAAGAGAAAACAUAUUCAGGAGAUUUCCAAGAUGUGUGCACAGUGCCAGUCCCAAGACUCACCUGAAUGGAGAAGAGGACCAAAUGGUCCAAAAGAGCUGUGUAAUGCAUGUGGUUUACGUUAUGCUAAAACCAUCCAGACAAGGCCUAAAAUCACAGCCAUCUAAAUCUAAUCCAUAUACACUAACUUACCUUGCAUCACAUAUACUUUCUUUACAUACCUACAUCUUUUCUUUUCUUUGUUUUUUUUUCUUUUGGUUUUGCAUAAACUCAUAUUGC
Molecule: messenger RNA, 2299 nt
Organism: Phycomyces blakesleeanus NRRL 1555(-)
Lineage: Eukaryota; Fungi; Mucoromycota; Mucoromycetes; Mucorales; Phycomycetaceae
Gene: WcoA
Product: GATA-type zinc finger transcription factor
Exons: 6
Coding region: 313-2187 (624 amino acids)
Biological process (GO): regulation of DNA-templated transcription
Cellular component (GO): nucleus
Molecular function (GO): sequence-specific DNA binding; protein binding; zinc ion binding
Source: RefSeq, a predicted model, not a curated record